Molecule: messenger RNA, 638 nt
Organism: Drosophila ananassae
Lineage: Eukaryota; Metazoa; Arthropoda; Insecta; Diptera; Drosophilidae
Gene: mRpS10
Product: 28S ribosomal protein S10, mitochondrial
Exons: 3
Coding region: 97-591 (164 amino acids)
Cellular component (GO): mitochondrion; mitochondrial small ribosomal subunit
Source: RefSeq, a predicted model, not a curated record
CAGUACUUUCUAUUUAGUAUUUUUUGGUAUUUCCAAAACGCGUUAGGUACUAGCAGCCAUAUGCCGAACUUGCAUAAUUCUAGUAAAUAAAAAAAUAUGCUGCAGGCAUUAAAAACUCUACCGUGGACACAGUCAGUGCGGGCGCUUGCCUCUGUGGCCACCAGUGCAACCACAGCUCCAAAUGCCUCAUCCGCUACAAUACCUGCCCCGGAACCGGAUAAAUUAUAUAGCAAGUUGGAGAUAGAGCUUCGUGGGGUAGAUCCUGCUGUGCUGAAAAGUUACACCUGGUUCGCCACAACGGCAGCCGACCAUUUGGGAAUUGAGAAGGGCAAGUGUUGGUCUCCCCGGAAAGCGCACCACGACCGCAUGACAUUACUGAAAUCGGUUCACAUCUACAAGAAACACCGAGUCCAGUACGAGGUCCGUACACACUUCCGCUACAUGAAUUUUCACAAAUUGACUGGUUCAACGCUGGACACAUUUCUGGAAUACAUUGAGCGCAACCUGCCCGAGGGAGUAGCCAUGGAAGCGUCUAAAACAGAACUGCAGCAGAUACCAGAGCACCUGAGACAACCUCCCGAGGAGGUUUAGUUAAAUCACCAUAGCCGUAGUUUAAUAAAAUCGAGCCCGUCAAAAAA